AUAUAAACAAACCGGGAAGCCAUAAUGGAUAACACUGCUGAUAGUGGCGAACUGGUUCCACAUAUAUUUUUCCCUGUCGGGUAUCAUUUCUUGCGUGAUUUCAAUACUAAGCGGUCAACUAGACAUGACUUCUUUUAAAAAAUUUUUAUUAUUGUGUUCAGCUGUGAUAGCUUCAGGUGCGAAUCUGAAGAAAAUGAGUUCUCCACCUCAUUGCACUCAUGUUAGCAAAGAUACGGACUACUUAUCGAAGUUUAAGUUUACGUACCCUACCGUCUACAUUCCUCCAGGACAGCGUGAGGCAUAUCAGCAGAUGUUUUGCCUGAACCCAGCGGCAGUGAACAAAGCUGUGACAACCGUAUGUGACUGGGCAGCGCCGCCCCAAGUUGAGUUCACUUUGGGUGAUGAGUACGUGCACGUGGUACGCCAGGACCCUAGCGGACGGUAUAACGGCAACGUGGUCAUCACCACCUACCAACUCUGCAGCCAUAAUAGGACCUACAUCCCGAAAGACGAACUUGCACCAACAGUCACCGACUUGUUAUAAUAAUUAAUGUCGUGAUUAAACGCACUGUGAAAUAUAUAAAAUAUAUUAAGAUGUUUUCGAAUAGUAACUACUCUAGUUUUAUA
Messenger RNA from Manduca sexta (tobacco hornworm), 627 nucleotides. RefSeq lists its product as uncharacterized. The transcript is spliced from 3 exons. Bases 125 to 544 code for a protein of 139 amino acids. The record is from RefSeq and is a predicted model, not a curated record. Lineage: Eukaryota; Metazoa; Arthropoda; Insecta; Lepidoptera; Sphingidae.